Messenger RNA from Phytophthora sojae, 1494 nucleotides. RefSeq lists its product as hypothetical. Gene Ontology annotation, cellular component: nucleus. Lineage: Eukaryota; Oomycota; Peronosporomycetes; Peronosporales; Peronosporaceae. The record is from RefSeq and is a predicted model, not a curated record. The transcript has a single exon. The coding region runs from base 1 to 1494 and encodes 497 amino acids. Gene Ontology annotation, biological process: tRNA pseudouridine synthesis; mRNA pseudouridine synthesis. Gene Ontology annotation, molecular function: pseudouridine synthase activity; RNA binding.
AUGGCCGGCAAGCGCAAGAAGACCCACUGGGCCGCGCGCCGCAAGACCAAGCAGGCGCGCCGCGACGGCCAGCCGGAUGACGCAGAGCCGCGUCCGGACCGCCGCGCCGAGCGCUCAGACGCCGUCCACCCCGGCUCCUACGCGGCGCAGCGCCAGCGCCAGCACCCGACGGACGCAGCGGACAAGCCCGCGCUGUCGCUGCCGACCAAGCGCCGCUACGGCCUGUGGGUGGCCUUCUGCGGCAAGAACUACAGCGGCAUGCAGAUGAACGAGGGCGUCAAGACCAUCGAGGCGGAGCUCGAGCGCGCGCUGUUCGAGGCCGGCGGCAUCGCCGAGAGCAACUACGGCUUCCUACAGAAGAUCGGCUGGAGCCGCGCGGCCCGCACGGACAAGGGCGUGCACGCGGCGGGCCAGCUGCUGACCGCCAAGCUGCACGUGGGCGAAGACGCCGACAUCCCGGCCUUCGUCGGCAAGGUGAACGCCGCGCUGCCCGAGGAUAUCCGCGUGAUGCACAUGGUCACGGUCACCAAGAACUUCAACGCCAAGAUGACGUGCGACCAGCGCACCUACGAGUACCUGGCGCCCACCUUCAUCUUCGCCAAGCGAGCGCGUGCUGCAGCCAUAAAGGAGUCGGAGAAGACGGAGGAGAAGGGAGAUGCAGCGACUGCGCAAUGGCCGUCGGACCUGCGUGACUCCGAGGAGGGCUUUGACGACAACGUGGUGAUUGAUAACACGACGCUAGAGGCGCACAAGGCCUUCCGACUAAGCGACGAAACGCUGGAGAAGCUGAACGCCACGCUGAAGGAGUACGUGGGGACCCACAACUUCCACAACUUCACGUCCAAGAUGGAGCCGACCAACCCUCAGGCGAAGCGCUUCAUUAUUUCAUUUGAGGCCGAACGUCCGUUUGUGCAGAACGACAUGGAGUGGGUGCGGCUGCGUGUGGUCGGCCAGAGCUUCCUGCUGCACCACAUCCGCAAGAUGAUCGGCACCGCUGUGGAAAUUGUGUCGGGUGUUACGGACCCCUCGACAAUCGAGCGCGCCAUGCAGCUGACCAAGAUGGACUUGCCCAAGGCGCCUAGUGUGGGCUUGUACUUGGCGCAAGCGCACUUCGAGGUGUACAACUUGAAGAUGGCCGAGUCUAUUCAAACGUCCCACCCGCCGCUGGACCUGAAGGAGCCUGCAGUCGCCGCUGCUGUGGAACUAUUCAAGCGCGAUUUCAUCUUUGACCACAUUAUGAAGCACGAAGAGCGCACUCGGACGUAUGCGAAGUGGCUACGCACCAUGGAGGUGUUGCCGUUCGACUACGUGGCUAAGCCCUAUUUGGAGUGGAAAAAAGAGAAGGAGGAGGAAGCCGAGCGUACCGACCGUGCUGGUAGGCGGGAGUUGGCCAAGGCAGCGCGAGCUGAAGUCGCUGCCCAGGCCAACAAUCCGUCAGAGGUACCAGCCACAAAGGAAGUUGCCAAGACGGAGGAGGAAUCUACCGCUAGCUGA